AUGAUGAUCUGGUCGGCUUAUUUGCUUGCUGAUUGGGUUGCGGCCUUUGCUGUUGGACUCAUCUCCAAUGGGCAAGGGGAUGACUGUGAGAAGGUUAGGGUAAAUGAUGACCUUGCAGCUUUUUGGGCUCCAUUCCUUUUGCUACACCUUGGUGGCCCUGAUACCAUCACUGCUUUCUCUCUCGAAGAUAAUGAGCUGUGGAUUCGACAUUUGCUUUGGCUUGUCAUCCAGCUUGUUGCAGUUCUUUAUUAUGCUGAGUGGACCCGUGCUCUAUAUCUAGCAUGCUUGGGUAAUUUCAAGGACAACAUGCUUCCAAAACCAGAUGCUGGACCAAAUUAUGCUCAGCUCAUGGAGGAAUACUCAUCUAAGGAAGCUGCCCAAGUUCCAGUUGAAAUUGAAAUAGUAAAGGAACCUGAAAAAGGUUUCAGAACUAAUAUACCGGAAGAGGAAGAAUUACCUCAAGAUCCAAAACCAAAACUUACAGAUAUUGAGGUGGUGAAACAUGGGCACGAUUUCUUUAAAAUUUUCAAGGGACUUAUUGUUGACCUCAUGUUUAGCUUCCAUGAACGCAAUGAGAGUCGAAAACUCUUCUUUCAAAGGCAUUAUGAAGAUGCUUUUAAAGUGAUGGAAGUUGAGCUCAAUUUGAUUUAUGAUGUGCUCUACACUAAGAUGGCAAUGGUGCAUCGUAAGGUCGGAUACUUUUUCCGCAUCAUAUGUUCUGUUCUGAUAGCGGCAUCCUUCAUACAAUUUGCAUCCAUUCAUAAAGACCACGAAAUCCAUAGAACUGAUGUUGCUGUUACCUACACUUUGCUUAUUGGUGCUGUUGGCUUGGACUUACUGGCUCUCUUCAAGCUCAUUUUCUGUGACUGGACUAUAGUGAAACUCAAGAAUUCCAAGGCCAAUUCUACUGUUUCUGCCAUCCGUGAGAGAGUUUCAUUUGACAAUAGAUGCCGGUGA
This is a messenger RNA of Cornus florida, 957 nucleotides long. RefSeq lists its product as uncharacterized. The transcript is spliced from 2 exons. NCBI's taxonomy places the organism in Eukaryota, Viridiplantae, Streptophyta, Magnoliopsida, Cornales, Cornaceae. Bases 1 to 957 code for a protein of 318 amino acids. The record is from RefSeq and is a predicted model, not a curated record.